This is a messenger RNA of Propithecus coquereli (Coquerel's sifaka), 1007 nucleotides long. It is a transcript of the gene CSRP2, whose product is annotated as cysteine and glycine-rich protein 2. The record is from RefSeq and is a predicted model, not a curated record. Gene Ontology annotation, biological process: sarcomere organization; muscle tissue development. The transcript has 7 exons. The coding region runs from base 189 to 770 and encodes 193 amino acids. NCBI's taxonomy places the organism in Eukaryota, Metazoa, Chordata, Mammalia, Primates, Indriidae. Gene Ontology annotation, molecular function: structural constituent of muscle; actinin binding. Gene Ontology annotation, cellular component: cytoplasm; nucleus; Z disc.
GUCCUCCCUCGACUCGCCUCGCCAGCUCCGCCUGCGGUGCGUGCUCCCGCCUCCGACCCGACGCUCCUGGCAUCACCGUUGUUCGGUGGUCUCUGCCCACCAAGCACCGAACCUUCAGUGUUGAAGGAGCCGCAGUGAAAGGUCAAUCGAUCACCCCUGGCUUUUUCCGGAACUUUCUACCGUUCAGAAUGCCUGUCUGGGGAGGUGGAAACAAGUGUGGGGCCUGCGGGAGGACCGUGUACCACGCGGAAGAGGUGCAGUGUGAUGGCCGGAGCUUCCACCGCUGCUGCUUUCUGUGCAUGGUUUGCAGGAAGAAUUUAGAUAGCACAACAGUGGCAAUUCAUGAUGAAGAGAUCUACUGCAAAUCCUGCUAUGGAAAGAAGUAUGGGCCGAAAGGCUAUGGUUAUGGCCAGGGCGCUGGCACGCUCAACAUGGACCGUGGUGAGAGGCUGGGCAUCAAGCCAGAGAGUGUUCAACCUCACAGGCCUACAACAAACCCAAACACUUCUAAAUUUGCUCAGAAAUACGGAGGUGCUGAGAAGUGUUCCAGAUGUGGGGAUUCUGUAUAUGCUGCUGAGAAGAUUAUUGGAGCUGGAAAGCCCUGGCACAAAAACUGUUUUCGAUGUGCCAAGUGUGGGAAGAGUCUUGAAUCAACAACUCUGACUGAAAAAGAAGGCGAAAUCUAUUGUAAAGGAUGCUAUGCAAAGAACUUUGGGCCAAAGGGAUUUGGUUAUGGCCAAGGAGCAGGAGCUCUUGUUCACGCUCAGUAAAGGUGUAAACCCAGAAAUAAGCAUCACACACUGAGAAUCUCUUCAUAAUCUAGGCACAGAUAAUCUUGUAACACUAAACUACUGUGAAAUUCUACCAGCACUGAGUACUGUAUAUUACCCUGUACUUGGUUAGGCUGGCUAACUAACUUGUAGGAAAACAGCACUGUAUCCUUUGCUUUAUUCACCAGCAUUUUUAAGAACCAUUUCUUUUACAUUUUAAAUAAAACUUCAGCUUGA